This is a messenger RNA of Macadamia integrifolia, 818 nucleotides long. Its product is annotated as high mobility group B protein 14. The record is from RefSeq and is a predicted model, not a curated record. Lineage: Eukaryota; Viridiplantae; Streptophyta; Magnoliopsida; Proteales; Proteaceae. The transcript has 6 exons. Bases 160 to 594 code for a protein of 144 amino acids.
AAGCCCGUGCCGAAAUCGGCCUGGCCCAGCCCAACCUGGCCUGAUGACGCACUUCAUCGAUAACUGAAAACGCGCGGCGGCCGAAGCUUCAGAAAGAUCUCUUCGACGGCCAGAGAGAGAGAGAGAGAGAGAGAGAGAGGGAGAGACUGAGAGUGAGAAAUGGUGAAGAAAACCACCGAGUCAGAGGAGGGAGCUUCUGCUGAAACCAUCGAAAAGGCCUCUGAGAAGACUGUAGUGUUGAAACCAAAGGCAUCGGCGAAGACGAAGAGGGCGGCGAAACCCAAAGCCAAGACAAAGAAGAAAACAAAGAAAGAGGACGCCAACAAGCCAAGAAAGCCCCCAACUGCAUUCUUCUACUUCUUGGAAGAUUUUCGGAAGGAAUUCCAAGAGAAGAAUCCGGAUGUCAAGUCGAUGCGUGAUAUUGGCAAGGCUUGCGGAGAGAAGUGGAAAACAAUGACCUAUGAGGAGAAGGUUCAAUACUAUGACAUAGCCACAGAGAAAAGAGCCGAGUUUGAGGAGGCCAUGCAAGAGUAUAUCAAGAGGAAGGAAAGAGGUGAGGAUCAAGAAAGUGAAAGCGAGGAUUCGGAUUAUUGAAAGCCUAUAAUGAUUGGUUGGGUUGGUAGAAGAUGGUCAAAGUAGAAUUAGAAUGCACUGACACAGGUUUAUAUUAACUUCAUAGGACAGAAAUGCUUCUCAUUGCAUCCAAGUUAUGCUCUUCUGUAACAUUUUCAUUGUAUAUCAUUUUACUCAUUAAUUAGAAUUAGAUUGUGAAGAAAUCUUUUAUUUGGACUUCCCACAAUUGAAAAGCUAUCACCAAA